AUGACAGACGAUAACGAAGUCCCAAACUAUCGGGGGUUUGAUGAAGGGGUUUCAUCUGAAGUGCAAAAUUUUGCCCGCUCGAUGAGUAGACCAUCAAUAGAUAAAGCGUCGUCUUUGGCACGAACAUUGAGCAACGUGUCACAAGUUCCAGGAGUCAAUCCUAUGUCGAAGGAAGAAGAUAUUGAUCCAAGGUUAGAUCCUGAUUCAGAUAAUUUUGAUUCAAGGUUCUGGGUCAAAAAUCUCCGGAAAAUGUAUAAUUCUGACCCCGCGUAUUACAAGCCGUCGUCAUUAGGGGUAGCAUAUAAGGAUCUUAGGGCGUAUGGUAUUGCCACAGAUGCUGAUUAUCAGUCCAAUUUUGGAAAUGCUGCUUACAAAGUUGUUGCGAGAACAAUCAGAAGAUUUAUGGAUAGAAAUAAUGAAGCCGCUAAAUUCGAUAUUUUGAAGCCAAUGGAUGGGCUAAUCAGACCCGGAGAAGUGACAGUGGUCUUGGGUAGACCGGGUGCUGGAUGUUCAACAUUCCUAAAGACAAUUGCAGCUCAUACAUACGGUUUUACCAUUGAUAAGAACUCUGUUCUUUCAUAUGACGGUUUAACCCCAAAAGAUAUUAUUAAGCAUUUUAGAGGAGAUGUAGUGUAUUGUGCUGAGACCGAAUCUCAUUUUCCUCAGUUAACUGUUGGUCAAACGUUAGAGUUUGCUGCAAAAUUGAGAACACCGCAAAAUAGACCAGAAGGUGUGUCUAGAGAGGAGUAUGCUGAGCAUUUAACGAAGGUUGUAAUGGCUACAUAUGGUUUAUCUCAUACUAAGAAUACGAAAGUUGGUAAUGACUUUAUUAGGGGUGUUUCUGGUGGUGAACGUAAGAGAGUUUCCAUAGCUGAAGUCGCAUUAUCGUUUGCAUCAUUACAAUGUUGGGAUAAUUCGACCAGAGGUUUAGAUUCUGCUACUGCCUUGGAAUUUAUUAAAGCAUUGAAGACCUCGGCAACUGUUUUGAACGCCACCCCAAUGAUCGCCAUCUAUCAAUGUUCUCAAGAUGCUUACGAUUUAUUUGAUAAGGUGAUUUUGUUAUACGAAGGUUACCAAAUUUUCUUCGGCGAUUGUAAACAAGCCAAACUAUAUUUCCUUGAAAUGGGAUAUGAUUGUCCGCAAAGACAGACUACUGCAGAUUUUUUAACAUCCUUGACAAAUCCAUCCGAACGUGUUGUCAGACCAGGCUAUGAAAAUAAGGUACCCAGGACACCAGAAGAGUUCUAUACCUAUUGGCAAAAUUCACCUGAAAGGAAGGCACUAUUGGGAGAAAUUGAUGACUAUUUGAAUAAGACUGAUAAUGAAGAGCGUCUCCAGCAAUUCAAGGAUGCACAUAAUACAAAACAGUCCAACCACCUUCGUCCUGCCUCACCUUAUACGGUUUCAUAUGGUAUGCAAGUAAAAUAUAUUAUAAAGAGAAAUAUUAUGAGAACUAAGGGUGAUCCAUCAAUUACCAUAUUCGGUGUCUUUGGUAAUAUCGUAAUGGGUCUUAUUAUUUCGUCAAUUUUCUAUAAUCUAGAAGAUAACACCGGCUCUUUCUACUAUAGAACAGCAGCGAUGUUCUUUGCUGUGUUAUUUAAUGCGUUCUCUUCCAUGUUGGAAAUCUUUUCUCUUUAUGAGGCAAGACCAAUUGUGGAGAAGCAUAAGACUUAUGCCUUGUAUCAUCCUUCAGCAGACGCAUUUGCUUCAAUCAUAACGGAGUUACCACCUAAGAUAUUUACUUGCCUUGCAUUCAAUUUGGUGCUUUAUUUUAUGGUUAAUUUCCGCCGUAAUGCCGGUAACUUUUUCUUCUAUUUGUUGGUCAACUUCACGGCUACGCUAUCAAUGUCUCAUUUGUUCAGGACUAUUGGAUCUUCUACUAAAUCCUUAUCUCAAGCUAUGACUCCUGCGUCGAUUCUUUUGCUUGCAUUAACAAUUUUUACUGGUUUUGUUAUCCCAACACCAAAAAUGCUUGGUUGGUGUCGUUGGAUAAAUUAUCUUGACCCUAUCGGAUAUGCAUUCGAAGCCUUAAUUGUAAACGAGUUCCAUGGACGUGACUUUGACUGCUCACAGUUUGUUCCUUCUGGCCCAGGAUAUCCAACUUCCGGUGACUCUAUAAUUUGUUCUGUUGUUGGUGCAGUAGCUGGUAGGGAUUAUGUUACUGGAGAUGCUUACAUUAACGAGCAAUAUGUAUAUUAUUGGAGUAAUAGAUGGAGAAACUGGGGGAUUGUUGUAGCCUUUGUUGUUUUCUUUUUAGUUGUGCAUAUUAUGAUAUGUGAAUAUAAUAAAGGUGCUAUGCAGAAAGGAGAAAUAUUAUUAUUCCAAAGAAAGGCCCUAAAGAAAAACAAACGUAGGAGAAAUGAUAUUGAAAGUGGUAACAUUGAAAAGAUAAGCCCGGAUUACAAUAAUGAUAAUGUGACCGAUAAUGAGAUGGAGAGCAAAUUACCAUCAGCCGGAGACAUAUUUCAUUGGCGUGAAUUGACAUAUCAAGUUAAAAUAAAAUCUGAAGAAAGAGUGAUUUUGAAUAGCGUUGAUGGUUGGGUCAAGCCUGGUCAGGUUACUGCUUUGAUGGGUGCUUCUGGUGCUGGUAAAACCACUUUGUUAAAUGCAUUGUCUGACAGAUUAACGUCUGGUGUUAUUACAUCUGGGGUUCGUAUGGUCAAUGGUCAUGAAUUAGAUGCUUCUUUUCAACGAUCAAUUGGGUAUGUUCAACAACAAGAUCUCCAUCUUCAAACUUCGACUGUACGUGAAGCUUUGACAUUUUCCGCAUACUUAAGACAACCUAAAUCUGUACCAAAAUCAGAAAAAGAUUCAUAUGUUGAUUAUAUUAUUCGAUUAUUAGAAAUGGAAAAGUAUUCUGAUGCUGUCGUAGGGGUGUCUGGUGAAGGUUUAAAUGUUGAACAAAGAAAGAGAUUAACCAUUGGUGUCGAAUUGGUUGCCAAACCGAAAUUAUUGGUUUUUCUUGAUGAACCCACUUCUGGUUUAGACUCGCAGACAGCUUGGUCUAUUUGUAAGUUGAUCCGUAAAUUAGCAGAUCACGGACAAGCUAUUUUAUGUACUAUUCACCAACCAUCUGCUAUUUUAUUGAAAGAAUUUGACAGAUUAUUGUUUUUACAAAGGGGUGGUAAAACAGUCUAUUUUGGCGACCUUGGUGAUAACUGCCAAACAUUGAUUGAUUACUUUGAAAAGUACGGAGCACCAAAAUGUCCACCAGACGCUAAUCCAGCAGAAUGGAUGUUGGAAGUUAUCGGUGCUGCUCCCGGAAGUCAUGCUAGUCAAGACUAUUAUGAUGUCUGGAUAAAUUCCUCUGAAUAUGUAACUAUUAAUCAUGAAUUGGAUAUUAUGGAACAAGAAUUAGUGAAAAAGCCAAAGGAUGAUUCGCCUGAGAGUAUGAAGACAUUUGCAGCCCCAUUUUGGUAUCAGUAUAAAUACGUCACUCAAAGGGUAUUCCAGCAAUAUUGGAGAACGCCUUCAUAUACUUAUUCAAAGGUUCUCAUGUCGAUAUUUUCGUCUUUGUUCAACGGGUUUGCUUUCUUUAAGGCUGAUAAAUCUUUACAAGGAUUACAAAAUCAAAUGUUUUCUGUCUUCAUGUUUUUUGUUCUUUUCAAUACCUUGGUUCAGCAAUACUUACCUCAUUUUGUCGCUCAGAGAGAUUUAUAUGAAGUUAGAGAAAGACCAUCAAGAACUUUAUCGUGGUUUGCCUUCAUUACUGCUCAAAUCACUGCUGAGAUUCCAUGGCAAAUUGCUUCAGGAACUCUUGCUUUCUUCUGUUGGUACUAUCCAAUUGGUCUUUAUAGGAAUGCAGAACCUACUGAUGCUGUAGCCCAAAGAGGUGCCUUGAUGUGGAUUAUUAUUGUCUUGUUCUUCAUCUAUUGUUCUACUAUGGCACAGCUAUGUAUCUCGUUCAAUGAACUAGCGGAUAAUGCUGCGAAUUUGUCGUCUUUAUUAUUCACAAUGUGUUUAACGUUCUGUGGUAUCUUGGCUUCAUCUGAUUCAAUGCCGAGAUUCUGGAUUUUCAUGUACAGAUGUAAUCCUUUUUCGUAUUUGGUAUCAGCAAUUUUAUCCGUUGCUCUAGCAAAUUCCGAUGUUACGUGUGAUUAUAAUGAGUUAUUAAGAUUCAAACCUGAAGAUGGGCAGACUUGCGGUGAAUACAUGCAAACUUAUAUGAGCUUUGCAGGUGGUUAUUUGAUUAGUAAUGAUACCACAGUAACUUGCGAAUUUUGUACGGUUGCCUCGACAAAUGUAUAUUUACAACAAGUGGGUGCUGAUUAUAGUAAGAAAAGUCGUGAUAUUGGUAUCUUUGUUUGUUUCAUCGCUAUCAACAUUAUCGGUACUAUAUUUUUCUACUGGCUUGCGAGGGUACCCAAGACAAGUAGACAAAAGAAUAAAUAA
Debaryomyces hansenii CBS767 is the source of this 4392-nucleotide messenger RNA. Its product is annotated as pleiotropic drug resistance family ABC transporter. The record is from RefSeq and is a predicted model, not a curated record. Gene Ontology annotation, molecular function: ABC-type transporter activity; ATP hydrolysis activity; ATP binding. Gene Ontology annotation, biological process: xenobiotic detoxification by transmembrane export across the plasma membrane. The coding region runs from base 1 to 4392 and encodes 1463 amino acids. Lineage: Eukaryota; Fungi; Ascomycota; Pichiomycetes; Serinales; Debaryomycetaceae. Gene Ontology annotation, cellular component: membrane. The transcript has a single exon.